UCCUUCGUCAUCCUACAGAAAACCGAGACAAAAUGAGGACAGGGACGCUGUCGUUGUCUUUUGCAAUUCUGAUUGCUCUCUUAGAGAACACGAAUUGGGCAGAGUGGAUGAAACCCAAACAGUAUUCAGGCAGUGAACCAGGUGGAGAUAUCCAAAGUAGUCGGUUGGAUUCCCCGCACAAACGCUGGCAGGUUAUUGCAGACAAAGUCCUGGCAAAGAGAAAAUCUUUGGGAAGACAAAGGAACGAUUUAGUGUCCCGGGAUUUGCAUCCCUGCGUGAAGAAUUCUUCACCAAUCGUUAUUGGAGCCAAAUUGAUCACGGUGGCACAAUGUUAUGAUCACUCCAUGCUUGGAUGCAGUGGCAAAGCACCCGUGUACCAUAAGUGUGUGCCUACUUAUAAGUAUGACAUCGAUCUGGACAGGAUAUUUACUACUGGCUGUAAUUGCGCGUCAUAACAGAAAAAAACAGACAAAAGUAGGUUUCUUUUUAAAGAGUAAGUACUUCUCAAGAAUAAGGAAUAGGUGACCUUGAUGUAAGGCAUAAAAAUAAAGUGUAAUAGCAUUU
Molecule: messenger RNA, 564 nt
Organism: Stylophora pistillata
Lineage: Eukaryota; Metazoa; Cnidaria; Anthozoa; Scleractinia; Pocilloporidae
Source: RefSeq, a predicted model, not a curated record